AUGACGAUAUCAGGACUCCUGUGCGGUCGCGGGAAGGUGAUGAAUCGAACGCACAAUACGACUAGAGCUAGAAAUUCAGAGCAAGCCGAGCCGCACGUUCGGGCGCAUAUACUUCACGGAGUACAGGGCCCAGAGAACACUAUCGUUGAAGUGCCGGCUAGCAUGUUGCUUGGGUCGCCUAGAGAGGCGCCUUCGUAUAGUAUCCAAAGCUUAUCGAGGUAUAUGCGCGAACGGCGGAACAAACUACCGCCAAUUUUCAGAACCAGAACCACAAAAAGAGAGCAUGGUGAAGGGAACAAGUCAUCCGAAGAGUUGAGAUCCAGCCUUGCACCGCAGAAACACGACGAUAAUGCAAUGGGAUCACAAAAGUCCCUUCGAAGUGUCACAGUGGAAACAAGUCUUGUUCCGAUCUCCUCAUCGCAGAUGGUCCGCCACUCUCAGGAGCUGGCUCCACGCUCUUUGACCAAAGACUUGACAACGGAAUCAAAUGAGUCCGCUACUCUACUUGCAGAUCCCGAGGUGAUUGGCAAUUCCCGCAAUAACAGAGUAGACCUCAGGGGAGCUUUAGAGCAAGGCACAAUUUUGAUAGCAUCGAGACUGCCCACUCAGAAUGCCGCUCAAACGAACUCAGCGUCUACGUCGACUGCCCCGUCGGCACCAGGCUCGUCAAAAAGCUUUGUUCCGUCACCACUUCGGGACCCAAGUCAAGCAUCGUGGAUGGGUGCUGCGAUGGUAAAAGCACCAAAAGGCGAACCUCAAGCACGACACAUCUUUUACGAUAGUGGAUCAACUGACAACAUGAUUACCACAGCCCUGGCCAGUUCAAUCGGCCUGGAAUAUCGUCCGAUUCUACCCAAGGAUCUUAAGGUCUAUGGAGGUGCCAACCAUAGCUUCAUUCCCAAAUACUAUGUCCAAUUAGAAUUGAAGGACGAUGGACAUGGAAUAAAAGAGUACACCAAAGUUUCUUUCAAUGUUGCCGACACGUUGGGUGGUUGGUCUUUGCUGGUUGGCCGGACAUUCAUGAGUGAACACAAUCUUGGUCUUGCUCGUGUCAGCGAUCCCCAAUCGCUGGUAUUGACAGCAAGAGCAGCUAGCAAAGAGGAAAAGCGAAAGCAACAACAGUGGAUCGAAGAAACCAAGAAGAAGGCGAAAAUACGUCAGGACUCCCAGAACAAUGGUUCGACGACGGCUGGAUCAAGUACAUCUCGCGGACACCACACCAUCGCUUCAUCUUGUACCACUGUACCAUCAAGUGGUACCACAAGCACUUCAAAAAGCAAGUGA
Molecule: messenger RNA, 1284 nt
Organism: Glarea lozoyensis ATCC 20868
Lineage: Eukaryota; Fungi; Ascomycota; Leotiomycetes; Helotiales; Helotiaceae
Exons: 2
Coding region: 1-1284 (427 amino acids)
Source: RefSeq, a predicted model, not a curated record